AGAUCUCUAUUCCUCGCGGUACCGUGGCUCCCUGACCUCGAUUCCAUCGCCAGGACUGGAGGUUUGCAGCGGGCCAUCGCGACGGCACUCCUGGAGAGCAACUGCUGCGUCCUUCGACACGUGGAGAGUUCCCGCGGCCACGUCCACACCGAGACCGACCUGGUCCUCCAUGCCGUCGUCGCCUACUCACGUGCACCCUUCCGCGACCUCCUCUAAGGCUUCCAAAAACGUGCCGAAGAGAACGCGAUCGAAGGUCACCUUUCAAGAAUGCCCAAUGACACGGGGCAGUCUACCGAACCUACGUUCGGAUUUGGUCGGGGGUGACAACAGUGGCGAUUCGACCGAGUCGUUGAUCGACGAGGCGGAGGAUUAUUUGCGACGGAGCAUCGAUUCGAUGCUGACGGUCUCCAGUACCGGUGUCAGCUCGGAUUAUUGGAACAAGCAAACGGCUAGACGGAGACGUGCACGACGUUACUCCGAGCCUGAUCUCAUCCGUGACUGGCAUCCACCGCAGGAUGCCAGACCGUACCUGCCAAAGAUACCGAGGGAUCUCAAACUGAAUCACCUUGUGAAGGUUAUAUCGCCGGAAGGGAGAGUUCUUCAAGGACGUGUCAGAUACGUGGGACCUGUACCAGGUCGCGCAGAAGCCCACGUUGGCGUGGAGUUGCCUUACUUGAAUGGCUCCUCCGAUGGUACAUUCCAUGGUAGAAGAUUCUUCGAUUGCUGUGUCAAGUCGAUGACUAUCGCCAGGCAGACUUUGUUACUUCACUGGUACAAUAACGAGGUCUUUUAUCGAACGCGUGUCGGUCGCGUUUUCGCAGUUAGCAGUUCUCAUUAA
This is a messenger RNA of Hylaeus anthracinus, 838 nucleotides long. RefSeq lists its product as uncharacterized. Lineage: Eukaryota; Metazoa; Arthropoda; Insecta; Hymenoptera; Colletidae. The transcript has 4 exons. The record is from RefSeq and is a predicted model, not a curated record. Bases 170 to 838 code for a protein of 222 amino acids.